Erpetoichthys calabaricus (reedfish) is the source of this 4677-nucleotide messenger RNA. RefSeq names its product solute carrier family 14 member 2 (gene slc14a2). The record is from RefSeq and is a predicted model, not a curated record. The coding region runs from base 412 to 1749 and encodes 445 amino acids. Gene Ontology annotation, molecular function: urea transmembrane transporter activity. The transcript is spliced from 10 exons. Gene Ontology annotation, cellular component: membrane. Gene Ontology annotation, biological process: urea transmembrane transport. NCBI's taxonomy places the organism in Eukaryota, Metazoa, Chordata, Cladistia, Polypteriformes, Polypteridae.
GAAUUACUUAAUAAUCACUUAUUUUACGGACCCCCAUGCCAUGUAUCACGGGCCCCACUUUGAGAAACACCGCUUUGUUCUUCUGUUAGGUAUUUAAAUCACAUACUGUAUAAUGCUGACAUUAUGAGGGGAUUAAAAUACAUUUUUUCUUAAAAAUGUGCAAACCAUCGAAUAUUAAGGAUAUGUAGAAUGAGGAAGCUAAAUGUUUAUAGAGGAAAAAGAGGUGGCGUUUCAAAGUGCGGCAUCCUCGCGCGUGUAUUGGCGGAGGCGUAUGUAAAUUAGGAGGAGACGCGCCCUCUAAGCCUUUAUCACUUUGUCCACAAGAAGAAAUCAGCGCAUCAAAUAAGUGCGACUUCUGAUAACACGGCUGGAAAAGGACAGUCUGAAGGAAGGGCACACGCAUUUCUAUUUAUGCCUGGCCUAAGUCGUUCUGAGGAUACACCAAAGAAAUUUCAACUGUUUAACAAGAAUCCUCCAGAAACAACCACUGAACAAUCAAAAAACAUAGCUGACAUAAUUUUACAGGAACUAAAUCCACUUAUGGAUGAAAGAAAUUCCUCAAGCCAUGAACAAAAUCAAACAAUGGAGCAGCAUCAUGAAAAUCAAAAGGACACAGGAAAAUUCCCAAAACUACAAAAGUUUAAGUCACAGCUCUGGAAAGGCAUUUCUUUUAUCUCAGGAGACAUGCAUGCCUUUGGCAAAUGGCUGAAGGGAAAGUAUGUGGUAUUUCAGUUUUUUGACUGGAUUCUGAGGGGUGCUGCCCAAGUGAUGUUUGUUAACAAUCCUUUGAGUGGUCUUAUUAUAUUUGCUGGACUAAUUUUACAGAACCCUUGGUGGGCACUAAAUGGAUUUGUGGGGACCAUGUUUGCAACAAUCUCUGCCCUUAUUCUCCAGCAAAACAGGGGAGCCAUUGCUGCAGGAUUGUAUGGCUACAAUGGGAUCCUAGUUGGUCUUCUUAUGGCAGUGUUCUCUGAAAAGGGAGACUGGUACUGGUGGCUCCUGUUUCCAAAUAUUUUUAUGUCCAUGGCAUGCCCAAUUGUUUCAAGUGCUUUGGCUUCUAUCAACAGCAAAUGGGGCCUUCCAGUCUUUACUCUGCCUUUUAACAUUCUGGUCUGCUUACAUAUGGUGGCCACAGGACAUUACAAUAAUUAUUUCCCGCAGGUUCUCAUCAAACCCAUUGCUUCAACUCCUAAUCUCACCUGGUCAGAUGUCAAUGUUGGCAUGCUGUUUAGGGCUGUGCCAGUGGGUAUUGGACAAGUGUACGGCUGUGAUAAUCCAUGGACUGGAGGCAUUUUUAUUGUUGCUUUGUUCAUUUCAUCUCCCAUCACCUGCUUGCAUGCAAUAUUCGGCUCUGCUGCUGGUGUCCUGUCAGGCCUGGCUCUUGCAUCACCCUUCCAAAGCAUCUAUGAUGGCCUCUGGAGUUAUAACAGUGUGUUGGCUUGUAUAGCCAUAGGAGGAAUGUUCUAUGCUUUGACAUGGCAGACUCAUCUUCUUGCUGUUGCUUGCGCCUUCUUCUGUGCUUACUUGGGAGCAGCAAUAGGAAAUGUCAUGUCAGUGUUUGGUUUGCCUGCAUGCACGUGGCCCUUCUGCCUCUCAGCCCUGACCUUCUUGCUCAUCACCACUGACGCAAAGGCCAUUUUAAGGCUGGAACUCGCUAACGUCACGUACCCUGAAGAAAACUUAAAAAACUACAAAAAGAUGAGAAAACUCGAGAGGAUGGACUUAAAAGACGUUCAAAUUAGUGGGUAAAGCUGAAGCAACCAGACUGUUUCCAAAGCUCACAAAAGCAACUUUAUUAAAGCCUUUUUUUAUUUUAACAGUAACACCACUGAAAUUACAGUAUUAUAUAAGUUAUCGAAGUGGGUAUCUCCAAAACUAACGGAAUUACUAUUUUUAAAUAACUGUUAAAAUUCAAUUCACAAACAGCAGCAAGUAUAUUUAAUUGUUGGACUCUUCUAAACUAGUAGACUAAUUAUGAACUUGUUAAGCAGACUUGAAGAAAUCCAAAUUUUACAAACGUGUUCUGAGAAUGUUGUAUGGUUAAAGAAAAUAUUAACACCCAUACAGAGUUUAUGAAAGUGUUGAUUCAGGCAUGUCGUAUUAUUUUGUGUUUUAUAUUUGUAAUAAAUUUAGAGCAUUUUGCAGAGAUCUGUUUUCACUUUGACAUUAAAAAGUCUUUUCUGUUGGUCAGUGUUAAAAAAUCUAAUUAAAUCCAUCGUGAUUAAAUGUUGUCUAAUAAUAAAGUAAAAAAACUUCCAUUGAGGUUGUAGCAAUUGUAACCGCUACGCUUCACAAGAAUAUAGUGAAAAUUGUACUAAUGAUUGCAUGUCAACCCCAAACUGUCUUCAGAUUCCUUUCCACGGCGCAAAAAAAAUGACUUCCACUAAUAAAAGUGAUUUUUACAAAAAAUCACUCAGAAAAGAUGCAGCUAAAAAAAUAUAAUUAAUAUCUUAUUUACAUUCCCACAAACUCCCCCGUAUGUCAACUGAUUUUGAAAACCAUCCUCCCUCUUCCAAUAUAUACAGUAAACAGAUGUCAUAAAAUCAUGCACCCUAAGAAUAUUCCACACCGUCCAUUCAAUUUAGUCUUUUUUAUCUGAUUAUCAUAUUUUCCAAUCCCAGAAUAAAAGAUGUUUGGCUUACACUGCAUCCGAUCCCAUUCACUGUCUAAUCCACUUCCCUCAGUGUAUCUGGAAUCUUCGAGGUGGCCACCCCAAACUGCAUUGGACUUGUGCUGCUCCCCGAGAAACAAUCUUUUUUCCUGGACUCAGAUGGGUCAUGUCUUUUCCCUCCGCCAUAAAACUCUCUCCUUCUUUUCCUGCCUUUUCGCACUCCUUUUCAAGUCAUGUCGUCCGUUUAAAUGGCACUCCUGGAAAUCGCAAUGACAGCCCUGUGCCUCACCAAGGUCCUCCCUAUCCAACCUGCCCAUCUUAUACUACAAUGUGCUCAGACGGAAACAGGAUUUACAUAGAGAGACUAAAGACAAACCAGAUACAAAUUUAUGUGGCAAUGCUACAUAAUUCCCCACCUCCAGUCCAAAGUAGGGCUUGAGGUUGACCACAUUUAUUGUCUCUAUUUUUUUUUUCUGGUUCUCUACCCUUUUCUAUGUGGUAAUUGUUUGGCCCGAGUUGCUUUAGGAUCAAAGCUGGUCCAGUCCACUUAGGCACAAGCUUAGAGGAAUACUUUUAACUUGCAUCAGAGAGAUGGCGAGCCCUAACCCAGACCACAUCACCUACUCAGAAGUGCAUUUUACUAUGGCGGGCAUUGUAGUACCUGACAUGCCUGGCUGUCGCCCUCACCAAUCUUAUUUGAACGUCCCUCCUAAAUUGAUCCAGGGUGGUGAGUUUAUUAUAUUGAGGAGUGUCGGGUAAGGGAGUUGUUGUUAUUAAACGAUCAAGCGGGCCCUUUAACUGUCGUCCUAAUGCUAACAAGGUAGGUGUUGCACCAGUAGCCUCAUGGCUCGCCGUAUUAAUGGCAAAUCGCAGUUCCUGUAUCCACUUAUCCCAGUCUUGAUGGCGGUCUCCUACAUAGGAUGCCAACAUGGUCAUUAAGGUCCAAUUUACUCUCUCCGUCAAAUUAGUCUGGGGAUGAUAGGCCGUUGUCAGUUUCUGCUUUACACCCCAUUCCAUACACAGUUUUCCCAUUAACUCACUGGUGAACUGGGGACCUCUAUCAGAUACAAUAUAUUUUGUCACCCCCCCCAGCAAAUAAAUAUUUCAUUUUUCAGGGUGGUGCAGAUCUUCUGAGCUUUGGCAUCUGUUAGAGCAAACUGCUGCAUCCACUUUGAAAAAUAAUCUACGACGACCAUCAAGACUGUCUUCUUGGUGGAAUUAGAAGGUAACUCCCAACAUCUCUCCAGGUUCGGACACCACGGUUGACUGUAACCCUCCAGGUGGUUUUCCUGGAGGAGUUUUCAUCAUCUGACAUGUCUGACAUCUUUUCACAUGGUCCCAUACAUCCUUCCUCACAGAGGGCCACCAUGCCACUUCCAACACUUUUAACAGGGUUUUCAAUCUACCCAGGUGUCUUCGAAAAGGGCUGUUAUGAUAAUAUUGGAGGAACACAGGGACAUAUUCUUCAGGGACCACAAGUUGGAGUUUAGUCCCCCAAAAUCUUGCUGGCACAGCUCUAUAUGGUACACCUUGCAAUUCCUUAAAAUAAAUGCGACCAAACCCUUGUUUAUUAGAGUCCUCCCUAUAUUGUUGGCACAUCUGACACAUCUGUUGUGCUUUAGCCAAGUCUGGUAAGCUCAGGGGCAAAUGAGUCUACUGACUUUGGGCCGUGGCAAGACAUAUCAUACCCGUUGACUCAGGGAUCCGUGACAACGCAUCGGGCACCACGUUGCCACAUCCUUUCCUGUAAAACACCUUGAAGGUGAAACCCUGGAGAUUCAGAAUCCAUCUUGUCAAUCGGGAGGACGUCUUGAAUGCCCAGAGGGGACUGGGCGGUCUCGUGGCACGGAACCCCUGCAGAUUUUAUUUUUUUCUCCAGCCGUCUGGAGUUUUUUUUGUUUUUUCUGUCCUCCCUGGCCAUCGGACCUUACUCUUAUUCUAUGUUAACUAAUGUCUUAUUUUAAUUUCUUACUUUGUCUUUUAUUUUUCUUUUCUUCAUUAUGUAAAGCACUUUGAGGUACUUUUUUGCAUGAAAAUGUGCUAUAGAAAUAAAUGUUGUUGUUGUU